This is a messenger RNA of Clonostachys rhizophaga, 1473 nucleotides long. The record is from the annotation of a GenBank genome assembly. NCBI's taxonomy places the organism in Eukaryota, Fungi, Ascomycota, Sordariomycetes, Hypocreales, Bionectriaceae.
AUGGCUGAGCUAUCACAUAUCCCGGCAGACCAUCACAGGCCAGGACCACCGUUCACAGAUCUGUCCGGACCUCCCUUACCGCCGCAGGGACGCGCUGGUCUGAAGAGCUCUGUACGGGCUCUGUACCUGGUCCAGCUGCUUUCGACAUGGGCUAUGCGGAUAUCGGACUUCAGCCUGAUCCUUUUCCUCACUGAUGCUAUUCCUGGGACCUUGCUCUACAUCUCUAUUUAUGGCCUCACCAAGGCGCUCGUCGCUGUACUGCUAUCUUCGUGGGUCGCUCAAAGCACACGACGACUCAGUCGGCUGCAGGCCCUCCAGCUGGCCAUUGCAUGCCAGAGGAUUUCCGUGGCAGCCUCAUGCUUUCUCUUCAGCUUAUUCCCUUUGUUCGGUGCGCAUCCGCGCCUCCGAGACAGCCUCUUUGCUGUCUUGACAUGCUUUGGAUGCGUGGAAAAGCUGGCUUCCAUAACGAGCGUCGUCAUCAUUGAACGCGACUGGGUCAUCGUUGUUGCAGAGGCUGGAUCGGUUCCCAGGCAUGGCCUCAAUGCCCAACUGCGGAGGAUUGAGCUUUUUAGCAAACUCCUCCCGCCGCUAAUCAUCUCCUUCUUCAACUCGUGGUCUCCACAGACUGCGAUAUGGGCGGUCUUGUUCACAAAUCUUGGCUCUAUGCUCGUCGAGUUUCGCGUCAUGAGCCAGAUGUGGUCUGAAGUACCCGGGCUGGCUCACUCACCAAGCUCAGCUACCGAUGAGGGGAUCGCGAUUGAACAUGAUUCUCAUCAUGGGUCUGCAGCCUUUAGAUCGUCCUAUGACACUGGUAAAGGCCAGUGGCUUUUCAAUGUCAUUCAGCCCUGGCGGGAGUACGCCGGGUCACCUGCUUUCUUCGCAUCCUUCUCCAACGCAGUUCUCUACUGGACUGUCCUCUUCUUUGGUGGUCAAACCAUAACGUAUCUAUUGACAACAGGCUUUACGCCCUUCGAGGUGGCUUCCCUUCGCGUCGCAUCGACUAUCGCAGAAACACUGGGGACCGUCAUAUCGCCAGCAAUCAUGGCGAAACUGGGGCCGGGUCCAUCCGGUGUCUGCUUCAUGGUCUGGCAGCUUCUUUGCAUAGGCGUUUUCGCUGGCCGGAUCCUAGCUGCUGAUAUGGUAACCAAGGGAUCUGGCAUUCUGUUGGCUAUUGGUAUCACUCUCAAGAGAAUUGGCCUCUGUGGAUCAGACCUUGCAAUACAAUUCAUUGUUCAGGAGACAGUACCUGCCUCAUCCCGGGCGCAAUUCUCCUCGACCGAAAUGGCGUGCCAGAGCCUUUUCGAACUGCUCUCCUACUGCACGACCACGGUAUAUUUCCGAGCCGAGGACUUCAAAUACCCCGUUUUCAUCAGCUAUGGAGGCAUCAUAGCCUCUACCAUUUUCUAUUCUACAUAUGCAUGGCAGACUCGUCGAACUUAUUCAUAUUUGACGCUUGCUCAAGAGUCGUCCUGA